Salvelinus namaycush (lake trout) is the source of this 2455-nucleotide messenger RNA. Its product is annotated as zinc finger protein ubi-d4-like. Lineage: Eukaryota; Metazoa; Chordata; Actinopteri; Salmoniformes; Salmonidae. The transcript is spliced from 9 exons. Gene Ontology annotation, cellular component: nBAF complex. Gene Ontology annotation, biological process: nervous system development. Bases 24 to 1325 code for a protein of 433 amino acids. The record is from RefSeq and is a predicted model, not a curated record.
UUUGACAACUGCACUGAGCAAACAUGGCGGCGGCCGUAGAUAGUGUUGUGAAAGUGCUCGGGGAGCAGUACUAUAAGGAUGCUAUGGAACAGUGCCACAGCUACAAUGCUCGUCUGUGUGCGGAGAGGAGCAUCCUUAUGCCUUUCAUCGACUCUCAGACGGGUGUUGCUCAAAGCAACUGCUACAUCUGGAUGGAGAAGAGACACCGGAGUGCAGGCAUGGCUCCUGGGCAGCUGUAUAGCUAUCCGUCUCGACGCUGGAGGAAGAGACGGCGGUCCCACCCUCCUGAGGACCCCCGUUUGGCCUUCCCACCUAUCAAAUCAGCGGAGCUGGAGCUGGGUCUGAAACGGGAUGUUGUGGGAACGGUGGACGGCAGCAGCCUGGAGGCCCUGCUGAAGGGGGAGCCACUGGAGAGGAGGGGCCCGCCAGAUCCCCGUGCCCCGGAGGAGAACCCAGCCACACCUGAACCCGUGGCCGCCACAGUCUCCAGCCACACCUCCUCUGGACGCAUCCGUAAGAGGGUGCUGGACCACGAUGACUACCUGGAUGAUCUGGAUGAUGAGGACUUUGAGGAUGAGACCCCGAAGAGACGAGGGAAGGGCAAGUCCAAGGGUCGUGGAGUGGGAAAUGGAAAGAAGAAAAUGGAGGCAGCCGCUGCAGCCUUGGAGGAGCAGGACAAACCAUACGCCUGUGACAUCUGUGGGAAGCGCUAUAAGAACCGUCCGGGCCUGAGCUACCACUACACACACUCCCAUCUGGCGGAAGAAGAGGGGGAGGACAGAGAGGAGAUAGAGUCCCCUCCCCCCCGGCGCCAGCCUGAGGAGCACAAGACUCCUAAGAAAGGCCCUAACGGUCUGGCCCUGCCCAACGACUAUUGCGACUUCUGUCUGGGAGACUCCGCCCACAACCAGAAGACUGGCCAGUCAGAGGAGCUGGUGUCCUGCUCAGACUGCGGACGCUCAGGUCACCCGUCCUGCCUGCAGUUCACAGAUGUGAUGAUGGCAGCUGUGAAGACGUACCGCUGGCAGUGUAUCGAGUGCAAGUGCUGCAACGUCUGUGGUACCUCAGAGAACGACGUGAGUCCUGCUCCACCUCUGCCUUUUCAUACUUCUCCUUUUCUUUGUCUCCUCACACACACUGUUUCUGUCUGUCAGGACCAGCUGCUGUUCUGUGAUGACUGUGAUCGAGGAUACCACAUGUACUGCCUCAAGCCUCCUAUGACUGAGCCCCCAGAAGGGAGUUGGAGUUGUCACCUUUGCCUGGCGCUGCUGAAGGACAAGGCAUCUAUAUACAAGCAGCAGAGCCCCACCACAGAGGAUGAAUAGCGGUUAGUUAUCAGUGUCUUUGGGGCCACCCCAGAGUAACCCACCCUGUCCUCAGCCAGGGAACCCCACCUUAUACAACGACAGUAGCCCUCACACCCAGGUCCACACCCCCUCAAUGACCAGGAGGUAGGGUCUGGUUCGGGACUGGAGAGGAGGGAGUCCACUCACCACCACCCUGUUGGCAAGCCCCACCCCCUGCUGUCUUUCCUUCUAUCAUGGCUGUUAACUCACCUGGACUGUUACACACUCUGCAGAGACCACAUUAGAAAAAAAGGAUUCUCACGCUAACUAUUCCCCAACUCAACCCCCCCCCCCCCCCCCUCUCCUUUAUAUGGUGUGGACUGCUAAGACAGGCAGUGUGCUUAAUUUCUUGCCAAAUUAUCUAUUUUUACUUCUUAAAUGUGUAUGGAUUUAAGGAUUUCAAAAUAUGAUCACAUUGAGGGAUAUUAAUAGUGGACUUUUGUCUGUGUACUUCUUUUGGAUGUUUUAAAAACAUUUAUCUCAAAGGUUCUGCAACGACAAAACAUUUUAAGAAACCUCUGGUGCCAAGGUCCGUAUGUUGUCCCAAAUGACACCCUAUUCGCUUUACUGUGCACUUCUUUUGACCAGGGUCCAAUAGGGUGCCUUUUGGGAGGCAACUAUAGUCAUUCUAUUGUGACUGAAUCACAUCUUACUGCCGGUCUGAUUUUAAACCUAACAUUAUUGAACAUUUGUCAGCUAUCAUCUUUAUGGUUUAUGUAGCUGUUCAUAUCUGUGCCACAAUGAGCGAGGCACAUUGCAUGCAGACUUGCACCUGUACUUGAGUACGACUGCACACACUCACACAAUUCUUUACUUUAUUUUUUUUACAUUUUAUAUAAUCACUUGAUAUUCCAUGGAGCAGGGGAUUUUUUUUCUAGUUGAAUUUUGUAAAGUACCGGUAUAUAUUAACGUCAAUGGGGGGGGGGGCAUAUUACUCAAUUCCAGUACUGUAUGACUUUUUCUAUUUGUUUUUAGUGACAUUGAUUUAUCUUCUUUUGUGAUGUUAAUGAUCUCCAUAGAGUAUUUGUUAUGGUAAAUAAUGUAUUUUUAUUUACUUUUUUUGUAUUGAAACUGCUUUUGCCCUAUUAAAAUGUCCAUGUAUCUGCUAA